UAAAAUUAAGUGUCAAAAACACAUUUAUGUUACUAUAAUCCAUUCUAUUUUUUAUUUUAUUUUUAUAAAAUAUAAUUUAUUCUAUAUUCUCUGCUAACAACAAAUAAGAUCACCCCAUAACAUAAGCCAUCCUCGAGAAAAAUUGUAGUGUAAGUAAUUGAUUGAUGAUCCAAAACAAAACCAUGAUAAUGAUUACUACAACCUCAAAACAGAUCUUUGCAACCUUGUUUGUCUUGCUGCUAUAUCUAACCUUAGCAACAGAAGCAUCAUCUCCCACAUACAUCGGUUCUUACUGCAACAACAACACAACAUAUUUACCAAACAGCACACUAAAUACAAACCUCAAUGUUCUCCUCAAUUCUCUUACCACAAACGCUUCCCAACAACAAGACGGUUAUUACAUGACAAUCAUGGGUUUCGGAACAACUAGCGCUGUUAACGGAAACUUUCUCUGUCGUGGCGACAUCAACACAACAACUUGUCAAAACUGCGUUACUGACGCAGCUAAACAGAUCAAACGCCGUUGUAACAACCAAACGGAAGCGGUUAUUUGGUACGAAGAGUGUUUGAUUCGUUACACAAAUAGGUACUUUAAAUUUUACAGCAUAGAACCAAGAUUGAAUCCUAAAGAAGGUAGAAAUGUUUCAGGCGUUGACUUUGACCGGUUCAAUGAAUCGGUUAUUGGUUUGUUGAAUGAUUUGGCGGUUAAAGCCGCGAAUUCAGCGACGGCGAAGAAAUUUGCUACCGGAAAUGUGAAAAUAACGAGAAAGGGUAUGAGGGUUUAUGGGUCGGGGCAGUGUAUUACGGAUUUAACGAGUGGUCAGUGUGAGACAUGUUUGAGAAAUGCGAUUGGAACUCUUCCACAGUGUUGUAGGAGUCAACAGGGUGCAGCUGCUAUGCUUGCGUCAUGUAUUGUUAGAUAUCAACUCUAUCCUUUUUACAUCACAUCUUCUUCAGGAAAAAAUGGAGUUGGAACAAAAGCAAUUCUCAUAAUUGUUUUUCUGGCCAUUCUUCCAGUAUUACUUUUAAUUUUAGGCUGCUAUUGCCAACGGAGAAGAUCAAGGCAGAGACGUCGUGCAAUGCUAAAGGAAAAUUUUGGAGAUGAACUUAAAACACUAGAGUCAUUACAAUUCAGUUUUGCUACAAUUGAAGCUGCCACAAACAAAUUUUCACAUGUGAACGAGAUAGGCAAAGGAGGAUUUGGUGUUGUCUACAAGGGUGUUCUUUCUGAUGGUCGAGAAAUAGCAGUGAAAAAACUCUCACUAGGUUCAGGACAAGGUUCAAUAGAAUUUCAAAAUGAAAUUUUACUUAUAGCCAAGUUACAACAUAGGAAUUUGGUGACUUUAUUAGGAUUCUGCUUAGAAGAACGGGAGAAAAUGCUUAUAUACGAAUAUGUUCCUAAUAAGAGUCUUGAUUAUUUUCUAUUUGAUUCCAAAAGGCACAGAGUGUUACAUUGGUUUGAGCGUUAUAAAAUUAUAGGAGGAAUAGCACGAGGAAUUCUUUAUUUACAUGAGUAUUCAAGACUUAAAGUCAUACAUCGAGAUCUCAAACCGAGCAAUGUAUUGUUAGAUAACAAUAUGAAUCCAAAAAUAUCAGAUUUUGGUUUGGCAAGAAUAGUUGCAAUUGAUCAAGAACAAGGAAGGACUAAUAGAAUUGUGGGAACAUAUGGUUAUAUGUCUCCAGAAUACGCAAUGCACGGACAAUUUUCUGAGAAAUCGGAUGUGUUUAGUUUUGGAGUUAUAAUUCUUGAGAUAGUUAGUGGAAAGAGAAAUAGUCGCCCCAUUGAAUCACACGAUUUUGAAGAUCUCAUAAGAACUGCUUGGAGACAAUGGAGGAAUCAAACGCCAUUAGAAAUGUUGGACCCCAUUCUGAAAGAAUCAUUUACUCAUAGUGAAGUUAUUAAGUGCAUUCAACUUGGUUUAUUAUGUGUUCAAGAAAAUCCAGAUGAUAGACCUACAAUGGCACAAGUUGUUUCAUAUCUCAGUAGUCUUUUAGUUGAAUUGCCACUUCCACAAGAGCCACCAGCAUCUUCCAUGGAUAGAGGAAUGAAGUUAAACAUAAAAACAAAUGAGUCUAGAUCGGGUCAAUUUAUUAGUCACUCUAACUCUACAUCAUCCUCAAUCAAUGACAUGACUAAGAGUCAAUUUUUCCCUCGAUAAAUAGGGAUUUGAUCUUUCUCUCAAAA
Trifolium pratense (red clover) is the source of this 2185-nucleotide messenger RNA. Its product is annotated as putative receptor-like protein kinase At4g00960. The transcript has 7 exons. NCBI's taxonomy places the organism in Eukaryota, Viridiplantae, Streptophyta, Magnoliopsida, Fabales, Fabaceae. Bases 165 to 2159 code for a protein of 664 amino acids. Gene Ontology annotation, biological process: protein phosphorylation. The record is from RefSeq and is a predicted model, not a curated record. Gene Ontology annotation, molecular function: ATP binding; protein kinase activity.